Molecule: messenger RNA, 601 nt
Organism: Histoplasma capsulatum G186AR
Lineage: Eukaryota; Fungi; Ascomycota; Eurotiomycetes; Onygenales; Ajellomycetaceae
Exons: 4
Coding region: 92-601 (169 amino acids)
Source: RefSeq, a predicted model, not a curated record
GAUACCCACAUUAUUUUUUUUCGCUGAUAAGAAGCAGUAUAUUGCAUCUACUUGUACUUGCUUGUAGAAACUCCUUCCUGCAGCCGCCGACAUGAAGGCCUUUUUUGCCCUCCUUUCCAUCCUCCUGGCUGCUCCCAUCGCCAUCCUUGCACACCCUCCCGCACUUUGGGUUAAAUGUGCCCCUGAUGUUACGUGUUACAAAAACGAGGAUUGCCAACAAGCUCCGGAUUGCAUCUCGAAGUCUUUUCACCAUUCGCCGGGUGAUAUGUUUUGUGGUGGAGUAUUUGAGCCCCACACUUGCUGGGUCAGAGGUAAGUUCGCUGACCCGUCCUCAGCGAAGUUCUCCAAUUCUGAUGGCACAUCGGGAAGACUGAGAAGGCUCCCUCCUAUAGUAGCUAGAAAUGAGAAAACGAGACUCGGAUCGAAAACAGCAACCAAAAUGGAGACGGAGGCGCAGACGGAGACUGUAGACUGCAGGUUCUCUGGUUCUCCGUCUGCUCAAAAGAGACUUUUUCUGGAUGUUUUGUCCCUUGGACAACGAGGAAAAGCAACGGGACCCGAUGAGGGCGGGAUGGGUGUCAGCAGCAGUAACUGUAACUAA